Choloepus didactylus (southern two-toed sloth) is the source of this 3963-nucleotide messenger RNA. RefSeq names its product proline-rich protein 36-like. The coding region runs from base 1 to 3963 and encodes 1320 amino acids. Lineage: Eukaryota; Metazoa; Chordata; Mammalia; Pilosa; Megalonychidae. The transcript is spliced from 21 exons. The record is from RefSeq and is a predicted model, not a curated record.
AUGGCGCAGGCUGAGCUGACGUCAGAGCCCCCCGGGCCCCCCACCGCCUCCUCCCCGACGCCCCCUCUGCAUCCCCCCCUGCCCGCUGCCGCCCGGGGGAGGCUGGGGAGGAGGGAGCCGGAGCGCGCCGGGCCCAUUAAAUCUAAUUACUCCUCGCCGCAGCCGCGGGCCCCGGGCGGCCCCAGCCCGGCCUCCCAAUUGUCCUCAGCUCCGGCAGGCGAGGGGACGGAGCCUGGGGCGGGGGCCCUUCGCACUCACCCCCAAGUGGGGUGGCCGCCAAUGCCCCAGGAGGUGCUGUUCCAGGCUCCCCAGCCCCCCUCGGAUGUCAACAAACCCCGGAAGAAACCCCAAGAGGGGAAACCCAGAGUCGGUGCUGAAGGGUCGGAGGCCACUGGUCUGUUUUUCCAGAGGUUUCUUCCUGUCACAGAACUUCCCUCAGGUCCCACGUGGGGGCGCCCAGGAUGGGGUCAGCGGGAGGCGGUCAGCCCUUUGUCUGGACCCCAGGCACAUCCAGCGGGACUUGAGGGGAGCAGGACGCCUGAGGAAAGGCCCCCACCCCCCGUGGCCCCCCACCACUGGCUUCCUGGGAGGCCUGGCCUCAUCUCCCACCCGCCCGGGGCUUCCUCAAGGCCCUCGGACCCCUCCUCCUGGGAUCACGCCCGUCCCUCCCUGUCCCCGUGGGGACCCCGCUGGCACUGGCCCCUCUUCUUCAGCUGGGCUCCCCCGCCCCUCUCCAGGCUUCCUUCUGGGGCUGGCCAGCGCCGACCUGACGAGACCAGGAGGACGAGCCCCCCUCGGUGGCAGGGCUGCCCGCACGUCCUGUGGCUGUCCCUCGGCAGGGAGGGGUUGAGAUGUGCGAGCAGCUGGUCAGAGCCCCCACAAAAGGAGGCCACGAGAGUGGGGGGCACCCUUGCCCCCCAGAGCCUCAUGGGGUCCACCGGGCCAGCCACGGGCCACCUCUGCUCGUCCCCUCCAGUCGACCUGUUCCCCGACUCGCUCCCCAACAACGGCCCGGGACCCUCCCCCAGGGGAGGAUUCAAGCCCCACCCCCUCCUCCUGGAGAGCUCCUACGCAUCCCGCAAAACCCAGCUCAGCCUCCAGGGCCUGGGAUCGGGCCUGGCUCAGGGCAGGACUUCAGCAAGGGUGUGUGCCCGGAGCCGCCUGGAGAGGACCCGUCCUAGACCCCAGCGGGACGGCUUCAGGGGACCCGCCCGAGGGCCUUGGGGCAUCGAGACCUGCAGAAGCUCUGGACAGGAUCCCUUUGCCCCCCAGAAGCCCCCCACAGCAGGGCUCCCUGAGGACUCCAGGGAGCUGGGGCAGGAGGAUGAGCUGCCUGCUAAAUGCCAGGCGGCCGCCCCGCCCCGGGAAAACGGCUCUGGGACCGGGGCCCUAAUUCCCAGGGAGCCAGCCCCCCAGGCGGGGUCCAGAGUACAGGUGCCUGCCCCGGCCCUGGGCUCUCUCCUGAUGGGCACCCUGCAGAGCCCCCCGCCCCAUUCCCCCAGCCCCAGCCCUGCCCGCUCCCCACCUCCUGCUUUAUACCCCCACCAGGACUCCCAGCAUGCUCUGGGGCAAGCACCUCCUCCAUGGGGGGCCCAGGCCAGCUUCUGGGGGUACACGGUGCCCUCCCCCCAAGAGAACCCAGUGCCCAGGCCCCUGGGGCUAGAGGAAGGGCCCGGCAGGCUGAGGUCCCAGGGCUGGGGACAGACGUCUCUGGAGGCCAAGUUCAGCCCCUUCCCACAGCCCCUUCCCCUUGCAGCCAUGCCGGGCGACGAAAAAUGCCUACGGAGCCUCCGUCCAACAGUCCCCCAGUGUGACGGCCUCGGCGGGGUCAGUGGCCACGGUGACCGCAUGCCCACCGGAAGGGGCAGGGGCAGGAAGCCGGGGGCCCCCGAGAUGAGGCUCAGAGUCAAGGAGAUUCGGAGGCGGCUCCAGGCCCCUCACGCAGACAGGCACCCUGGCCUUGGGGUCCUGGUGGGCAUGGGACUGGGGGAGCCAUGCACGGCCCCCUCUCUUCUCAACCACACGCUGACCUUGACCCCCAGCUUGGACCCCUCAGCUCCUGGGGGUCAAGGCUCCGCCAAAGAAAUUGUUCGCAACAGUGAAUGGCCCCCCAGGGCCCAGGCCAGGGGAGCAGGGACCCCACUCUCGGACACACUGACCCCGUUGCCCCGGGUGCUGCUGGGGAGGGAGCCCUGGGGGCUCUCUGUGACACCUGACUCUCCUGGGGUGCCCCCAAGACUACAGCGGGCAGCGAGCGAACCCCAGCCUCCCUGCCACAUGGGCCUGGGGCUGCUGUGGAGGGACCCCCUGCAAAGAGCCCCCGCCGGCACCCAGCGAUGGACAGGGAAGAAGUCGCCCCCUUUCCCUCCCCUCGAGCUGGAAGAAAAACCCAAGUGCCUGACAAACAGGAGCCGCCCGUCCCUGUCCCUGUCACGGCUAAAUGCCUCGGGCUGCCGCCACCGCCUCCAGGCAGUACUCCCUGGUGGCUCCCCCCACGUCCCCUUCCCGCCAGGCCCCCCGUCGUGUGGGGGUGGGGACGUGCCCGUGUGCCAUCUGGAGAGUCCAUUCGGUGGGGGCACCCCCUGCACCCCUGGGUCCCGUGGGACAGCCCCGGUCACAGCUCCCAACCCGGCCUGGGUCCCACAGCAGAGCAUCCUCAGAGCCUGCCCAGCACUGGGCACGGGUCACCCACAUGACAGGCAGCCGGAGGGGCCAGGGGGAACCCAGGCACAAGGCCGCAGGGAUGGAGGGCAGGCUGCUGAGGCCCCCGAGGGGGAGACCCUGCGGACCGGCAAGCAGCCCCGCUGCCCUGACACCCCACACAUCCAUCUGGGGGCAGAGGUGGUAGAGGGUCCCGCUCAGGACCCCUCCUGGGUGCCAGGCCCUUCACAGGGUCCCCUUUACACUCCAGCCUUCAAGGAGCCUGGCACCAGCCUCAGGCCCCCCGCCUCGCCGGGGCCCGGUGACUCAGUCUGGGCUGCUCGCCCCCAUGCCGCCCCUCCCCAGCGCGUGCAGGCCUCCGACAAACCGGCCGGGCGAAAGCACAAGAGCAGCGGCGCCCUCGGAGCAGAUGCGGCCCCACUGCUCCGAGCCAGAGCCGUGCGCGGGGGUCCCGAUGAUGAGGGGCUGCCUCGUCCCUCCUCCGACUGGGAGAGCCCCUCGGCCUCCUUCCCGGCCCCCAGGGGUGCAGAUGCUCCUGCACAUAGAGCCCAGCCCUCGGCCCUGGACAUGCAGCCAGCCCCCGGGAGGAUGGCAGAAGGCACGGGGCGCGUGUGUCCCAAGGCCCGAAAACACCGGAGGGGCAGGAGGUGGUGUCAGCUCCUGUCGGAGGGAGGAGGGGGCCGCCUAGCCGAGCAGGCCCUGCACAGGCCCUGCCGCCCGCACCUUCCCCACAGCCGGGCUCAGUUUGGGAAGUUUUUCCAGCAGAUCCCAGGAACCAGCUGGAGAUUCCCAGGGAUGAGCAGCCGGGGGCAGGGGCUGCCUCUGAGGACUGCUGUGCCCCACGCUGACCUCGGGGGACAAGACAGCGGCGACGGUUCCACCCCUUGGCCAACAUCAGAACCAGAGCGGGGCCCCCCGCUGCAGAUCCUGGGGCACAAAGAGAGGGGCAACCUGCUCGGGGACAACCGUGCCGCAGCCGGAGCCGGAGCCCGGGCCUCGACCUGCCCCUCUCAGGCGCUGCAGCAGCCCCCUGGCUCAGGGCUCCCGGUCCAGACCCAAGGGCUGCCUGCCUCCCUCGGCCACCCCUACGCCCCCAGCCAGCAGAGACCCCGGCCCCGAGCGGCCCUGGCCACGCCGUCCUCCCGAGCCUCUCGCUGCCCGGAGCCCAAGUCCCGAGCACGAGGCCCACAUGGGCACAGUCGUUUCAGGAGCCGGGACUCAUCCCGGGGCGGCUCCCAGGGGCUCCCCUUCCCCCCACUGACAUUUCCAGGCGGCUCCGGAGCUGACCCAGCUGCGCCAUGA